Anneissia japonica is the source of this 1741-nucleotide messenger RNA. RefSeq lists its product as uncharacterized. The transcript is spliced from 2 exons. The record is from RefSeq and is a predicted model, not a curated record. The coding region runs from base 182 to 1438 and encodes 418 amino acids. NCBI's taxonomy places the organism in Eukaryota, Metazoa, Echinodermata, Crinoidea, Comatulida, Comatulidae.
UUGAAGCAUAAACAUCGAGACAUUCUCAACAACAGUUCUCUUCAGAACGAUCUACCUGGUGAACUGCAAGAAUUUAACGAUAACUUUAGGAACAAUUAGCAAGUUAAGGUCGGAAGAACAGAGGAAGGCUAAGAAGACAUAUUAUUUAGGAAAGAGAUCAAAUAGGCUCAGAAAGAAGACCAUGUAUCUCGCUUUAUUUUGCGUUUUGGUUUUUGCGUCAUCGGGCUACGGAGAAGAUGAAAAAGAAGUUCUUAACAAGGUCAAUGCUGGUAUAGAAGCCGGAAAUGGGAUCGUCGAACUUCUUGGUGAUGAAAAAUUGUCAAAAAAUUUUGGUAAAAUCGGCCGGAUCAGCCCGAAAAUUGGACCAUUCCUAGGUGCCAUUGGUCCAGCAGUAGCGUUGAUUUCCAUAUUCUUGCCAGAUUCGCCGUCUCCUGAAUUGCAAUACAUGAAGAAAAAAUUCGCCGAAAUGGACGAAAAGUUCGACAAAGUGUUUACGCAGUUUGGCGAAGUGAAAAAUCUUAUUCGAGAAACAUCCCUGAAAGCUCAGUAUGGACAAUAUGAACACAUAAUAUUGGCUUUGUCUUAUCGCCUACAACUGUUUCUGAACGCUCCAACUGAUUCAGUACAAGGACGGAAGGCGACAUUUAUCACUGCUUACGAGAGGACUUAUGGCAGCGCCACAUACCACCUCUGGCGCGGUAUGAUGGAACAGACUGUUCUGUCGGAUAACAUUCCGGAAACAGCCAUUAAAUAUACAGACAGCCACCGCGGACGAGUUCAAAGAAUAAUGAAAGGAAUUAAUAACUUAAUAUUACAGGGUGUGAAAGUCCAUCUAUCGUACCUGAAAGCCAAAGGCCGAGAUGCCACAUAUGAAGAUGAAAAGAAUAUCUGGGAAGACAAAAUCAAACAGUUAGUUAACCAUAUGAAGAGCGUAGACCAAAAAGUGAAAAUUGUUUGGCAUGAACAGCUCGGAACCGAUUUAAAGAACAAUUUGGCUUUGUUAAAUGGUAAGAGUCACAGUUACUUCGCUGAUAAAUUCUAUGCAUUCCUCAAUGAAAAAUAUGACUGGAGAGAUUGGCACAUUGUUGUUUACAACGAAAUUUCCGGACAAAAUCGUCAUUGGCUGAAACAGUGCGGCGGGUAUCAUUCAUUCCGCAAGCAUGGCAGAAAUAUCGUCAUAGCAAGCGUUCAGGAAGAAAAAGUAGCCAUUGAUACAAGACACGCCACAAACUUGCUCAAAGCUGUCAAAAUUUCUUCAUUUUGGAAUAAUUAUGGAGCUAACAAAAUUUACAAUAAUUUGCCGGCUGAACUUAAGAAUGGUUGCAAUUAUGCGGCAACAGGCGUCAUAGAGAAAAACGCAAAUGUUCAUCACCGGGCCCCAAAUUGGCGUUGUGCCCUUGUUGACAGAGGAAAGUACAGGCUUCAUGCGUUCGGUUGAAUAAAAUGACACACUAGCUUUAGAUAAACGGCUCUGAUUUAUGUUAUUGCAAUUUUUUUUACAUAAAGUGUUUGUGGUAGUUAUGGUGUUUAAUAAUUUCUAAGGUAAAACAAACUAAAAUGACAGAUGUUUGACUAAAUUUUUAAACUUGCCAAGAUGUGUAUGAUUCCAAGGAUAAUCCCCGGUAUUCUUAAAACAGACUUUAGUCGUAGUUCGAGCUAAAACUUAAAAAAUACGUCAUUUUGUUUUCUUAAAAACAAACUUUUACUAGCACUACGACUAUGACGCAAGCCUCGACUAAAA